This is a messenger RNA of Melitaea cinxia (Glanville fritillary), 563 nucleotides long. RefSeq names its product barrier-to-autointegration factor (gene baf). Lineage: Eukaryota; Metazoa; Arthropoda; Insecta; Lepidoptera; Nymphalidae. Gene Ontology annotation, molecular function: DNA binding. The record is from RefSeq and is a predicted model, not a curated record. The transcript has 2 exons. Bases 231 to 503 code for a protein of 90 amino acids.
CUUAUAUACUCUUUGGUUUGCUUAACCUGUUUAGAAACAAAGCUAUUAAAAAAAUUACUCUUUGGUUCAAUUCAAACGUUAGUGAUUCUGUACCUACACUUCGGUUUUCUCUACGUAACUCAGGCGGAAACUACUGUGCUGCACUUGCGUCUGGCACAAUUGAAAGCCAUCAAUCCCAUCAAUCAAUCAAUCACUUUGGUUUCAUUUAUAAUUUAGCGUUACAAAACAAAAUGUCGAGUACAUCUCAGAAACAUCGCAACUUUGUUGCUGAACCCAUGGGGGAGAAGCCAGUCACUGAUUUAGCAGGUGUUGGUGAAGUUCUUGGAAAGCGUCUUGAAACUGCAGGUUUCGAUAAGGCAUAUGUUGUGCUGGGACAGUUUUUAGUCCUCAAGAAAGACAAAGAACUUUUUCAAGAAUGGAUGAAAGAAACAUGCAGUGCCAAUUCCAAACAAUCAGCAGAUUGUUAUCAAUGUCUAAAGGACUGGUGUGAUGAAUUUUUGUAAACAAUACUACAAUAAGAGUUUUAUCAAGAUAAUUUUAUAACAUAUAUGUAUACAAUAUUA